GCAGGCUAGACUCCACCCCUUCACUCUUAAUACUCUCGUUGACAUCAGAUCAUGUAGUGACCACACCGGUGGCUAUUCCCUACGAGAAAACCUUCGAAGAGAACAGACCUGUCGAGUGCCCAGGAAUCCUCGGUUCUCCCCAGGAGAGCCAUCUGGCUCACAUUUCAUCUUGCACGCAUCCGUGUGCGUGGUCCGUUGCUGAUCCAGAGCGUGUGGGCCGUUUCAGGACUCCGUGGUCGCAGAGGACGUGGCCGUGGUCUUCAGCCAGGAGGAGUGGGCUCUGCUGGACCUUGCUCAGAAGAAGCUCUACAGAGAUGUGAUGGUGGAGACCUUGACGAACCUGGACUCCGUAGUUGGAUUCCCGGAAGCAGUCACUGGAGUGAGUGAUGGUGGAGAGGAGUUAUCCAGCGAGCGUACCGGGGUGCACUGUGUGGAGAAUGCCGCAUGGUCCUCCUUGUUAAGAGAAGUCUCCAAACCGCAUGGCAGUAAGAGUCAGUCUGCAAACUGGGGCAUGCAUUUAAGCGUGCUGCCUGUUUCUAACAGAAGUCAUCCAAUAGAGACCCUCUGUGAAAGUCAUGAAGGCAGGCAGUCUGGGGAAACCGUGAGCCGCCUUUCCAAUCUUCCUGUGCUGCAAAGAAAUCCUCCCAAAGUAAAUCGCUUGGCAUGCGGUGAAUAUGGGAAAGCCUUCACGAUUCAGUCGUUAGAUAACCAUCUUUGUACCGGACCUCGCCCUGGAUGCAGCUUCUGUCGGUUUCAGGGAUGUGGAGAAGCCUGCAGCUGUCCUCAGCUAGCCACUUCCGGGAGCACUCUGAAUGGGAAAAAUCCACACAGAUGUAAGGCAUGUGGGAAGGACUUCAUUUGUAUGUCGACCCUUACGAAUCCCGUGGCCACACUCGCUGGUGAGAAAUGCCCUGAAUGUUGCAAGUGUCGGGAGGAAUUCCAUAGUUUAUCCUCCUUCUGGACACAUCAGAGUAAAUGCAAAACGUAUUGUCAACAAUCCACCUCUCCUUCCCUCCAUGUACCUAAAAAACCUCAUAAGAGAAAUAAACUUUAUGUGUGCAAGGAAUGUGGGAAAGCUUUAAGUGACGCCUCCUCCCUCACUCAGCACAUGCGAACUCAUAGUGGGGAGAGACCGUAUCCGUGCACGGAGUGUGGGAAAGCCUUCACCCAACCCUCGAGCCUCACCAUCCACAGAAGAAUUCACAGUGGGGAAAGGCCCUAUGUUUGCAAGGAAUGUGGGAAAGCCUUCCGGUGUGCCUCCCAUCUCACCACGCACAUAACCACUCACAAUGGGAAGAGGCCUUACAAGUGUCAGGAGUGUGAGAAAGCUUUCAGCCAGUCCUCAUCCCUCACCCAGCACAAAAGGACUCACAGUGGCGUGAAGCCCUACGAGUGUAAGGAAUGUGGGAAAUGCUUCAGGUGCUCAUCCCACCUCAGCCGACAUGUGAAAACGCACAGCGGGCUGAGGCCUUGUGAGUGUAAGGAAUGUGGGAAAUCCUUCAUUGACUCCUCGGCCCUCAGUAAACACUUAAAAACUCACAGGGAGCGGCCUUACGAAUGCAAGGCAUGUGGACGAGCCUUGAGACAAGUCUCCAACCCCACUGUCUGUGGAAGAACGUACAGCGAAGAGCGGCCUUAUCAAUGUAAGGAAUGUGGGAAAGCUUUUAGCCAUUCCUCGCACCUGACUUCACACAUAAGAAUUCACAGUUCGGAAAGACCCUACAUCUACAGGGAAUGUGGGAGAGCCAUCAGGUGUUCCUAUUGCCUCUCGGAGUGUGUAAGAAAUUAACAUGGAGACAGGCCUUCUGAGCAUAAGCACAGUGAGAAGGCGUCUAGCCAUAGCUCACACUCCACUACCGACGUGAGAAUGCUCAGUGGAGAGGGGGCUCACGGAUGUGUGGGAUGUGGGAAAUCCUGGGAUUCCUCAGCCCUCCCUCAAUACAUAAGGCCCCACAGUGGAAACCUGUGAUUGUGAGGGAUGAGCCCAAAGCACUCUGUCCUCAGUAAGCUUAUGAGAAAAGAACCACGGUGGGGAAGCCUUAGGAAUUUAAGGAAUGCCGACCCGUCCAGUCAUUUUUAUUCAUCUAGACCAGUGGUUCUCAGCCUGCCUCACGCCGCGACCCUUUCAUCCAGUUCCGCAUCUCGUGGUGACC
Echinops telfairi (small Madagascar hedgehog) is the source of this 2153-nucleotide messenger RNA. Its product is annotated as zinc finger protein 699-like. Bases 320 to 1789 code for a protein of 489 amino acids. NCBI's taxonomy places the organism in Eukaryota, Metazoa, Chordata, Mammalia, Afrosoricida, Tenrecidae. The record is from RefSeq and is a predicted model, not a curated record. The transcript is spliced from 3 exons.